Molecule: messenger RNA, 261 nt
Organism: Thlaspi arvense
Lineage: Eukaryota; Viridiplantae; Streptophyta; Magnoliopsida; Brassicales; Brassicaceae
Source: the annotation of a GenBank genome assembly
AUGCAUGAUUUCACGUUGGAACAGGAUAACAUAACACCCGUUAGUGGUUGGAAGGCUUAUUGUGCUGCUACAAGAGCUACUGUGAAUGUAAAUGCUGAAUUUUUUAACAUUAUUAGAGAAAGUUUGCUUCCAGCAAUGGGUCGUCUUUGGCUUAAUGCAGACUAUGUGAAGUGUGUUCAUGCCUCAGGGGAACUUUUUACACGUUCGGAUAUCCUCUCUCUGUCUAUUGAUCAUCUGGUGACAGUGAAAAACCCUUGGUAG